AUGGAGGUAGGAUACAAAUACGAGGGCGAGUACAACGAACACUACCAGAGGCACGGGAUGGGCAAGGCCGAAUUUCCAAAUGGGGACAAAUACGAAGGUCAGGGAAGUUACCAGAACGGAAAACGAAAUGGUUUUGGUAAGUACACAUUCAGCAACGGAGCAUCGUACAAUGGCGAAUGGAAGGAUGGGAAGAAACACGGCUUGGGAAUAUUUAUGUACCCUGAUGGAUCCAAAUAUGAUGGUGUGUGGCACGAAGACAUGAGGCAAGGGUACGGCAAGUACUUUUACUCGAAUGGCGAUUAUUACGAAGGAGAAUGGCUGAAUCACCUGAGACAUGGUCGUGGAAAGUAUGCUUAUGCCAGUUCCAACCUCUUGUUCACUGGCAUCUGGUUUGAAGGCAAGAGGACAGGCGAGGGUGUGGUUACGAGGAUUGGUGAUGACAGCUGCAUAGAUGCUGGUGCUUCGGAAAAAUUAUCAAAAGCUUCCACGGCAAAAGAUGAUAAGAAUGAUGAAGAAGCGGCCUUCUAUCAAUUCGAUGAUUUCCACGCUAAAGCUCAAAUUGCAGCUAAACUUUCGGUGGCCGAAGAAAAGCAAGUGGAAGGUGCGGUGGAAGCAGCACCGACGGAGGAAGCGGGCCACGUUGCCAGCCAUGUUUCUGUUGAAGGCUUGACGACAGUCGAGAGUAAGAAGUCAGAUGUUAACGUUGAAAAAGUUGAGCCAGUGGAGCCCACAGAAACAACAGCGGAACCAGUUGAACCAACUGAACAACCACUUCCCGCGGUUGCAUCUGCUACUGCCGAGGAAGCCACGAAGUCUGAAAAAGUGGAAGUUGCUGCAGAUGAACAGAAAGUUAUAUCUGAAGCUGUUGUGACCGAAGUUGAAAAAGAUAAAGAAGUUGUAGAAACGGUGCAAGAAGAAUCUAAAGUAGAAGUGAAAGAAGAAGUGGCAGAAGAAAAGAAAGAUGAGCCCAAAGAAGAAGUACCGGUUGUCGCUGAAGCACAAGCACCAAUAGUGGAGAUACCACCAGCUGAGGACAUUGAAAAGGUUCCGGCGACCUCUGUGGAGCCUGUGAUGUUGGUGGAGCAAACAAUUGAAGCUCAACCACCGCCGGCUGAUUUGAGCACUGUCACACAAGCACCACAUCCAAUUCCUAUGAACGAACCGUCGGGAGAGAAAAAUGCUGAAACAACCGCCGAACCAGUGCAGGCCGUCUUGCCUCCUGCAGAUGACGGCAAACCUGCCGUCGACAUUCCAGCUGCUGAAAAUGUGGAAGAACAAGCUGCAGGUGCCGCCAAUUGAUUGAUCUUCUUUUGCUGUCCUUUCAUGCAAAUGAACGACCUUUUAAUUUCUUUUUACAAACCCCAGUUUAUUUUUAAAUAGUACAUUAAAUAUUUUCAUUAUAUUCGCUAACAUCGAUUAAACAUCUAAAAUGUGAAUUUUUAAGAAUAAAAUACUGCGAAAGAAGAAUGCUAAAUGCUUCACAACAAAUCGAAA
Messenger RNA from Helobdella robusta, 1494 nucleotides. RefSeq lists its product as hypothetical. The record is from RefSeq and is a predicted model, not a curated record. The transcript has 3 exons. Lineage: Eukaryota; Metazoa; Annelida; Clitellata; Rhynchobdellida; Glossiphoniidae. Bases 1 to 1299 code for a protein of 432 amino acids.